Messenger RNA from Falco peregrinus (peregrine falcon), 1999 nucleotides. Its product is annotated as mitochondrial ubiquitin ligase activator of nfkb 1-A-like. Lineage: Eukaryota; Metazoa; Chordata; Aves; Falconiformes; Falconidae. Bases 208 to 1230 code for a protein of 340 amino acids. Gene Ontology annotation, biological process: organelle organization; protein ubiquitination. The transcript is spliced from 5 exons. The record is from RefSeq and is a predicted model, not a curated record. Gene Ontology annotation, molecular function: ubiquitin-protein transferase activity.
GCGAGGGACGCUGGGGGUAGUAGUUCCGGACACCGCCGCGCCGCCGCCGCUCAGCGGGUUCCGCACUCCAUUUCCCAGCAGGCAGCGCGGCGGGCCAGGGUCCGGGCCUGGGCGCCUCCGGCCUCGGGGGGCACGGGGGGCAGCGGGGCCGGCCAGCGUGAGAGCCAACAGGCUCACCUUGCAAGCAUACUGCCCGAGCCUGGCACCAUGGAUUCACCACCCAUCACGCCUGGGGAGCUGCUAUGUCUGGGCUCCAGCCUCGCCUUCUCCGGCCUCUGCUACUACCUGUACAGGAAGAAAGCCAGAGUUGUGGCACGCAUACAGGAGGCCCCAAAACUCCAGGUUGAUGACGAUUUACCAGCACUGGUGUCUGCGGCUGAUGGGAGGUGCCUGCCUUACGUUGCCCUGGAAGGCAUAGUGCUGCCAGCCAAGGCUGCGCUGACCAGCCAUUACCAUGAGGGGCUGCAGGGCGUGAUUCAGAAACUGCUUCUAAAAGAGCAUCGGCUGAUCUGGAACAGUUUGGCCCGUAGCUGGAGUGAAAGCGAGCGGGUGCUCUCAGAGCAGGUCUACACUGUCCCCUUCUUGCUGGCCUCACCGUACACUGAGGCGGUGACACAGGUGAGUGUGGAGAGCCCACUCCGAGCUGUCUGCCUGCCGCUGGAGACAGUGUAUGAGCGGUUCCAGCAGCCGGCCCACGGCUUCCGCGACCUACUGGGCCAGUACUUGAGCGGAGAGAAGCCCAAGGGCAUCUUGGAGACAGAGGACAUGCUGCGGGUGGGGGCCGGGCUGACGGGCAUUGGGGAGCUGGCCCUACACCCCGACGGCUCCCUGCACCUCCAGCCACCGGCCCAGGGGGGCGAGUAUUUCCUGUGCUUGGGGGACUGGCAGACGGUGCUGGCAGAGAUGGAGUCGGCCAGUGGGCUCUGGAAGGGGGUGGCCAUGCUGUGUGCCGCAGCGGGCCUGGCUGUCCUCCUGCACGCCCUGUGCCGUGCCUACCGCCGUGCCCGCCUCAAGCAGCAGCCUGAGGACAAAGAGCUGGAUGAGGAGGAGGCUGGGGACUGGGGACCUGAGGACUCCUGUGUGAUCUGCCUGACACGGCCCCGUGACUGUGUCCUUCUGGGCUGCGGCCACAUCUGUUGCUGCUUCCGCUGCUUCCAGGCCUUGCCCGCCCGCCUCUGCCCCAUCUGCCGGGGGCCCACUGACCGCGUGGUGCCUCUCUACCAGGCCUGAGAGCACCUCGGGGGUGCCCAGGGAGGGGCAGUGCAAACCACACCAGCCUGGAACCUGCAGAAAUCUCAGCUGCCCACUCAUGUGCAGCUGUGUGAUUCCUGUUGGGAGGGAGGGGUCCUGGUGUGCCCCCCAAUCAGUUCGGAGUUAUCAGCCUCCUUAUCCUCCCUUUAUCUGCCAGAGGAACCUCUCCAUGAACAUGAAGGCUUGGGGGAAACGUACUCAGUGCCUGAGUCGAGGAGCAGAGUCCCCUGCUCCACGCUGGGGCAUUUCCUUUGGCUACCAGCUGUUUGAUCCAUGCCCCUUUCUCAGCCCUCACCCUCCUAAAGCCACACAGGACAUUUCCCUUGUUUUGCUUUUCCAGUGUGCAGCUUUAUGUGGAGAUUGGCAGGGGCAAGACCGGGGCAGUGGGGUAACAGAGGUCCAACCCCUCUGAGCCACUGCAGUGGCACGCCUUGGUGCCACUGUUGUCCUCCCCCACAGUCCGUGUGCCCCUGCCCAGACUUGGGGGGGGCACCCAGGCACUGAUGGCAAUGAAGUAUGCCCCUUCACCAGCUGCUCUGCCGCCUGAGGAGGAGGACAGUGUCCCUCCAUCUCCCUCCAUAAGGUCCUGGCUCUCCUGGCAUGGGAGAACAGCUCUGAGGUGCCCUGGAGCCUACCUGCACAUCUGGUCCUGCUGCAGCCAGCUUUCUUGCCUGCCUCCCAGCCAGGACUGGGUGCAGGAGCAGUUUGUGGUGUUGUGUGGAGUGAUAAAGCCAAGGAGUGGAGCUCA